Messenger RNA from Nothobranchius furzeri (turquoise killifish), 1436 nucleotides. The record is from RefSeq and is a predicted model, not a curated record. Lineage: Eukaryota; Metazoa; Chordata; Actinopteri; Cyprinodontiformes; Nothobranchiidae.
ACUGGAUAUAAGCAUUUAAACAUACUUUAAUAGUAAAUAUACACACAAGGCUUUAUUAUGGAUCUCUGUAUGGCAGAUCUGACCAGGCCUCUGAUGUAAACAAACCCUCAGCUGAUGUCAGAGGCUUAGUAAUCAGGUUUAUCACGUACACUGAUGUUUGUCUGAUUCACUCCCAGCAUCCCCUGACGACUGAGGCGGCUGUGGAUCCAGACAGGUGAGACAUUUGCAACAAAGGCACGGCCUGUAACGAGAAACACCUGACUUUUUGUUGAUUUUUCGGAUGCAGGUUAUUUGUUGGUGCUGUGAUGAACAUUUUAGAGGACGUCCCUUUUCAGACCCCCAUGGGUUUGUUGGGGGUUGAAGUGCAGCUUUUGAGUCCUCCAGAGAUUACUGCUCCAGACUGCCAUCAGAUUCUGCAAGAAACUGAGUAUGGAUUCAGCCUGGAGCAAUGGAUUUUAACCGGUCAGUGGCCAGUCUCUCCAUCCUGUCCUCCCUUCUGGCUGAUGCCCAGCAGCCCCCAGAGGGCUCACAAGUUCAGCCUCAGGGACAGUGAUCUGUGGGUCCCCAGGCCUCGGGCUCGCAGCCACAGUCUGAGCUCUGCAGACAUUCUCUGGCUGCGCCAUCGCACCGUCAAGUUUCUCAUAACCGAUUCUGAUGAAGACGAUGAAACCACUGCUGAAGGUGUUCUUCAUUGUGUCAACAGCAGAGAGCGACCCCACAGUGCUGCACCCAGAGACCUGGUGUCCAGAGUCAAGGACGUGCACCUGGGCUACCCCUCACACAGAGCUAAACCCGAUACACCCCAGAUCAUCCAGGGUCACAGGGGUACUCCAUCUUUCCCAGACUGCAGGCUGCCUCUGCGGGCCCUGGGACAGCACAGCUCUCUCUGUCAGGGACAGAAAAACAGCAAGAGGCAGAGUUCCCAGAGUAGAAGACACUCCCAAAACACACCUCCUGCCAGAUCAUCCAAACUCCAGCAACAGAGACCCUCUUCUGCAGGACCUGUGGUCAAAAACCGCAGAAAAAAUGUCCUGACAGCCAGCACCUCCAACGGGGUUUUGCUCGACUCUGCAGCAGAACUUCUGACAGCUCUCAGCCAGGAGGAGCGGGAGAUACUUGAAACCAUCACAGAGAGGGGAUACCCGUUACGCACAGCUAUUCUGGCGCUGCAGAAAACAGGAUAUCGGAGCCCAGAGAAGAUCCUAAAUUACCUGGUUUCUAGUGAGCAUCUCUGUCAGCUGGGUUAUGAUGAAGCACAGGUGGAAGAGGCGUUGGAAAUGUUUCAGAACUGUGAGAGCAAGGCUGCCGAGUUCCUGCACCUGUUAGCCCAGUUUAACGAGAUGGGCUUCCAGCAAAGUGCAAUCAAAGAAGUGCUGCUUGUUCAUGAAAAUCACCGUGAGAGGGCUCUAGAAGAACUCAUGACCCGAAUGGCUUAG